Anolis sagrei ordinatus is the source of this 763-nucleotide messenger RNA. Lineage: Eukaryota; Metazoa; Chordata; Lepidosauria; Squamata; Anolidae. The record is from RefSeq and is a predicted model, not a curated record.
CCCCCCGCUUAUUGAGUGACGUCACUGCGAGGCGACGUUGGGAAAUCAGAAAAGGCGGAAGUGUGCGAGGAAGAGCUGAGUCCCAGAUCCCAAGGAGAUGCCCAAAGUGAAGAGAAGCAGAAAACCUCCUCCAGAUGGUUGGGAAUUAAUUGAGCCCACCUUAGAUGAACUGGAUCAAAAAAUGAGAGAAGCUGAAACUGAACCCCAUGAAGGGAAGAGGAAAGUGGAGUCCCUCUGGCCCAUCUUCAGAAUCCACCAUCAGAAAACACGCUACAUUUUCGAUCUCUUCUAUAAGAGGAAGGCCAUCAGUAGAGAAUUGUAUGAGUAUUGCAUCAGAGAAGGAUACGCAGACAAAAACUUAAUUGCCAAGUGGAAGAAACAAGGUUACGAAAACCUCUGCUGCUUACGCUGCAUCCAAACGAGAGAUACCAACUUCGGGACCAACUGCAUCUGCAGAGUACCCAAGGGCAAGCUGGAAGUGGGGCGAAUAAUUGAGUGCACUCACUGCGGUUGCAGGGGCUGCUCUGGAUGAAGCCGUUCAGAAAGGAGUCCCGCCCUUCUGAGAGAAGUUCCCCCAUGGCUGCCUCCACCCCCGGGACUGUGCGGAGGAGCUACGACCCUUCCUUUUGUAACUAUUUUGCUCUGAAUGGACCUCCUCAGCACUCUGUGCUGCAUUCGUCUGAAUUGUAAAUGCAAGUAGCGUGUAUUGACUUUCCUGUGUACGCAUUUUAUUUUGAAAUAAAGCUGUGUUUGUUUCUCCUUG